CCUUACUUAGCUAUAUAAGCAUGCGACAGCCAUUGCUCUUUCCAUCGAGACAUUCACAACUUUUAUAUACAACAAGCUUUGAUUCUCAUAAACAUCAGUGAGAGAUGGCAAGGAUGUUGCUGAAGGUUCCAUCCCUUAAGAGAAUGAUCUCUUCACCAAGAGCUGAUAAAUCCUCUGAUUUCAAUGUAUGCAGUACAUCAUGUGUUGCAGACAAGGGUCAUUUCUUUGUUUACACAUCAGAGGGGAAGCGAUUCAUGGUUCCCUUGGCAUAUCUCGAAAAUAAUAUCUUCAAGGAGCUCUUGAAGAUAUCAGAAGAAGAAUUUGGGUUGCCGAGCAAUGGCCCCAUCACAUUGCCUUGCGAUGAAGCAUCUAUGGAGUAUGUGCUCUCAAUGCUAAGAAGAGGAGUAUCUGAAGAAGUAGAGAAGGCAUUGCUUAGCUCCAUUUUCAUCUCUUGCCAAUCCACAUGCUCUGCUUUUGCUGUAGAAAAUACUCGACAAUUGGCAGUUUGUAGCUGCUGAUUAAUUAAUUUUUCACAUUCUUGAUGUAAUCUCACAAAUCCUCACUUGUAUAUCCUAUACAAUUUUUUGAUGCCUCAAAUUUA
Messenger RNA from Dioscorea cayenensis subsp. rotundata (Guinea yam), 601 nucleotides. RefSeq names its product auxin-responsive protein SAUR36-like. The transcript has a single exon. The coding region runs from base 105 to 518 and encodes 137 amino acids. Gene Ontology annotation, biological process: response to auxin. NCBI's taxonomy places the organism in Eukaryota, Viridiplantae, Streptophyta, Magnoliopsida, Dioscoreales, Dioscoreaceae. The record is from RefSeq and is a predicted model, not a curated record.